CAGCAGUACCCUCGUCUUCUCCUUCGGCCCCGCCCCCCGUUUCCUCUUCCUGCUCUCCGCAGUCACACUCUACCUCCGGCCGCCGGACCGGCCAACCGUCGGCUUCCUUCAGUGCACGUUCCCUAUCUCUCUCCGUCUCUCUUGGCGUGCUGAUUCAGCAUUACUGUAGCCCGUAGCUUGGUAUCUGGUCCACCUUGUCUUCACUCAGAUGUUUCGGAGCAGCAGGAAGGAGGAAACACAUCAAGAAUCAUUGCUGUCCUCAAUUUCAUUAUUGGACUGAGGUUCCCGUAAGAAAAAAGGAGGGAUUUUCGCUUUUCAGUCGAAAGCCCCUUUGCAAAGUUGCAAACCGUAAAACCCUUGCCUGUUCCUCCGUUUACUCUCCGGUUGACAACGUUGCUGAACGCUGAGCAGUCUCCAGACGAAGACCCAGCUACCGGCAGCCGUCGAUGCUGUAAAACCGGCCGGAUACCGGUUGCAAGGGUUGGAGGUAAACCAUCUUCUUUUGUCAUUACUCAAGGUUAGGGAGAUUUGCAGAAAAUAUACCUCUUUUUUGGCGAGUUCCUGAUGGAUCAUCUGCCUCAAAUUCCUAAAAUUAACAUCAUUUUCCUCAUUGCAUAGAUAGAUAGAGAGAGAGAGAGAGAGAGAGAGAGAGAGAAUGGAAGCGAAGGCCCUAUGUGGAACCUUCUCACCAUUGACAAGGCCACCAUCUAGAACCCAACCAUCCAUUCUGUUCAAGAUAGAAACCAAGAACUCCAUCUUGUUCCCCCUCAAGAAGCUGAAGACGAACUUGUCCCUACGGUUGGAUCACCGAAGGAUGGGCAUUAUCGUUGAUGGCCUGGUGAAAGAAAGUGACCAAAUGGAGGAAAGCAUGGAGCAUGAACUCAGGAGGAAGAGGGUAGCUGUCUUUGUUUCAGGUGGGGGUUCGAACUUCAAGUCUCUUCACCAAGCUAUGAUUCAAGAUCGGAUUCAUGGGGACGUCGUAGUUGUAGUCACGGAUAAACCAAGUUGUGGAGGUUCUGAGUAUGCAAGAGAAAAGAGUAUUCCAGUUGUUUCUGCUCCCAAAAGUUCAUCUUUGCCUUCUGGGCUCCCUGCUGUUGACUUGGUGAAUGCUCUUAGAGAAUUCAAGGUCGACUUUCUUCUACUGGCUGGUUACUUAAAACUUUUGCCUGUUGAGCUGGUGCGGGCAUAUCCAAGAGCAAUAUUAAACAUACACCCAUCUCUUCUCCCUGCAUUUGGGGGCAAAGGAUAUUAUGGUAUUAAGGUGCAUAAAGCUGUCAUUGCAUCUGGAGCUAGGUAUUCUGGUGCAACAAUCCAUUUUGUAGAUGAGCACUAUGAUACAGGGCGCAUCCUUGCUCAGAGGGUUGUGCCAGUGUUGGUAACUGAUAGUCCAGAGGAGUUGGCUGCAAGAGUGCUACGUGAGGAACACAAGCUCUAUGUUGAGGUAGUCACAGCUUUGUGCGAGGAGCGUAUCUUUUGGAGGGAAGAUGGUGUACCUUUUAUUAAGAAAAGAGGAUAUGAAGAUGAAUACUGCUGAUCUUGAUGGCACCAAUCCAUUUUUGGUCGGGUAAGAUUGGAGUGUGAUUUAUUGAUGUGCUAUAACAUGGGACUGCCUGGUUCUUUGGAAGAAAAAAAGCAAAAACCAAAACGAUAUCCAUACGAUGAGUUGCUUUACAAAAAAUCGGGAACAUGGCAGUGUCGAUGCAUUUGCCAUUUUGUAAUUCUAAACUUUAUAAUCUGUUUGAUAGUUUACAAUCAUCAUGUAUA
Molecule: messenger RNA, 1764 nt
Organism: Nymphaea colorata (pocket water lily)
Lineage: Eukaryota; Viridiplantae; Streptophyta; Magnoliopsida; Nymphaeales; Nymphaeaceae
Product: phosphoribosylglycinamide formyltransferase, chloroplastic
Exons: 9
Coding region: 656-1534 (292 amino acids)
Biological process (GO): 'de novo' IMP biosynthetic process
Cellular component (GO): chloroplast; cytoplasm
Molecular function (GO): phosphoribosylglycinamide formyltransferase activity
Source: RefSeq, a predicted model, not a curated record